AAAAAAAAAAAUAGUCAUAAAUAAAGUAAAUCAAAUUCUCACAGGUUAGCUUGACCUAUUCAUACCAAAAGGUAGAGCCAUGUCGGAGUAGUACUGAGAAAGUGUGUAAUGAACAGCUCGCAUUCCCUCUGCGUUUCUCUGUUGAAUAGUUGCAAAAGCUUAACGUCCCUCAAGCAAAUCCACGCAAAUGUACUCAAAAACGGCCUCGAUACCGAUCCUUUCGUCGCCGGAAAAUUACUCCUACACUGCACCAUCUCACUCUCCGAUUCUCUGGACUAUGCUUGCAGUCUGUUUCGCCACACUCCAAACCCAGAUGUUUUCAUGUACAACACCCUCAUCCGAGGCCUUGCCGAAUCUGAUAAGCCCCAAAAUUCUAUCUUCACAUUCGUUGAAAUGAGGAGAGAAUCACUUUUCACUCCUGAUAGCUUCUCUUUCGCUUUCAUUCUUAAAGCGGCUGCCAAUUUAAGGUCCUUGAGAACUGGAGUUCAAUUGCAUUGUCAAGCUUUGACUCAUGGAUUAAACACCCAUAUUUUUGUUGGGACAACUUUGAUAAGUAUGUAUGGGGAAUGUGGGUCUGUAGAAUUGUCGAGGAAUGUGUUCGAGGAAAUGCUUCAACCAAAUGUUGUUGCAUGGAAUGCAGUGAUCACUGCGUGCUUUAACGGUGGAGAUGUUAAGGGUGCGAAGCAAAUGUUUGAUCUUAUGCCCUUGAGGAACUUGACCUCGUGGAAUGUGAUGCUUGCAGGGUAUGUGAAAACAGGGGAACUAGAGCUUGCAAGGAAAAUGUUUGUGGAAAUGCCGGUGAAGGAUGAUGUAUCCUGGAGCACUAUGAUUGUUGGGUUUGCCCAUAAUGGGUGUUUUGAUGAGGCUUUUGAAUUUUUUAGGGAGUUGCAGAGGGAAGGGACAAGACCAAAUGAAGUAAGCUUGACAGGAGUGCUAUCAGCAUGUGCACAGGCAGGGGCAUUUGAGUUUGGGAAAAUAUUACAUGGGUUUAUUGUGAAAGCUGGGCUUGAUUGGAUUGUAUCAGUGAAUAACGCAUUACUGGAUACUUACUCCAAGUGUGGGAAUUUAUGUUUGGCUCAACUUGUCUUUGAACGUAUGCCAAAGAAAAAGAGCAUUGUUUCUUGGACUUCAAUGAUGGCAGGCUUUGCAAUGCAUGGUCAUGGGGAACAAGCAAUAAAGCUUUUCCAUGAAAUGGAAAGCUCUGGAACUAGGCCUGAUGGGAUCACCUUUAUUUUGCUCUUGUAUGCUUGUAGUCAUGCUGGAUUGGUCGAUCAAGGAUGUGAAUAUUUUAAUAAGAUGAUGGAUCAUUACGAUAUAAAACCAGCCAUUGAGCAUUAUGGUUGCAUGGUUGAUCUAUAUGGUCGAGCUGGUCAGCUACAGAAGGCUUGUGAAUUUGUAUACCAAAUGCCUAUUCCACCUAAUGAUGUUAUUUGGCGGACACUUCUUGGGGCCUGUAGCAUUCAUGGUGAUGUCAAAUUGGCUGAGCAGGUGAAGGAAAGGCUUUCUGAGCUCGACCCAAACAAUUCUAGCGACCACGUUCUAUUAUCAAACGUUUAUGCAGUGGCAGGGAAAUGGAAAGAUGUUGCUACCGUGAGAAGAUCAAUGAGCGACCAGAGAAUAAAGAAAACUCCUGGUUGGAGCAUGAUUGAAGUUGAUAAGGUCAUGUACACUUUUGUGGCAGGUGCAAAACAAGAUAAAAUUACUGAAGAGGCUUAUGAGAAGCUGAAGGAUGUAAUGUUCAGGCUUAGGGUUGAAGGAGGUUAUGCCCCAGAGAUUGGUUGUGUUUUACAUGAUAUAGAAGAGGAAGAAAAAGAAGAUUCAAUGUCUAUGCAUAGUGAAAAGCUUGCUGUGGCAUUUGGCAUAGCAAGAUUGCGUGAAGGGAAGACAAUAAGGGUAGUUAAGAAUUUGAGGAUUUGCAGGGACUGUCAUGUAGUAAUGAAAAUGAUUUCUCAGGUUUAUAAAUUGGAAAUUGUGGUCAGAGAUAGAAGCCGCUUUCACUCUUUCAUUGAUGGUUCUUGUUCUUGUGGAGAUUACUGGUAAUUAAUAUGUAAAGUUUCUUCCUUUUGUGUC
This is a messenger RNA of Jatropha curcas, 2070 nucleotides long. Its product is annotated as Tetratricopeptide repeat (TPR)-like superfamily protein. Lineage: Eukaryota; Viridiplantae; Streptophyta; Magnoliopsida; Malpighiales; Euphorbiaceae. Gene Ontology annotation, biological process: RNA modification. Gene Ontology annotation, molecular function: zinc ion binding; protein binding; RNA binding. The record is from RefSeq and is a predicted model, not a curated record.